This is a messenger RNA of Nicotiana attenuata, 2088 nucleotides long. Its product is annotated as ultraviolet-B receptor UVR8. The coding region runs from base 117 to 1835 and encodes 572 amino acids. The transcript has 5 exons. NCBI's taxonomy places the organism in Eukaryota, Viridiplantae, Streptophyta, Magnoliopsida, Solanales, Solanaceae. The record is from RefSeq and is a predicted model, not a curated record.
GGGAGUAAUCAGUAAUAGCAGUAGAGUAGCAGAUAUCAUUGCCCAAAAUUCAGAGAUAAAAACAGUUUGAACAUAUGUGAGUACAUUUCCCUUUCCACUUCACCGGAAGAAAAGAAAUGGCGGAAUCAGAAGCAGAAUCGGGCAACUUGUUUGCCAAAAUCAUAGCAACUGCCGCCGGCGAAGCUCAUACUCUUGCUCUCACUGCAAAUGGGGAUGUGUAUGCUUGGGGUAGAGGAACAUUCGGCCGACUUGGUACCGGUUCAGAAGCUGACCAGUUAUUCCCGGUUCGAAUCGACUUUGAACCGGCUGAUUCUGAUGGAGACAAAAAGAGGGUCAAGAUUGUUGGUAUUGCUGCUGGUGCUUAUCACAGUCUCGCUGUUGCAGAUGAUGGAUCAGUAUGGGGCUGGGGAUACAAUGUCUAUGGACAACUUGGUUUCAAUGGAGAAAAUUCUUUGGUUCCUCAUUUAUUGGAGGGAUUCCUUGAGUUAGGUUCUCCUAAUUCAUCAGCUAGUGGCUCAGAGAGAAAGAAACUGAUGAUUUCUUCAGUUAAAGGUGGUGGAAUGAUGUCAGCGGCAAUAGACAAUCUUGGAUCUCUAUGGCUGUGGGGAAACUUUCCUGAACCACAGAAAAGCAAGUCUACUGAAAAUGAAUUCUCUCUUACUAGCAGUUGUAAUCCAAUACCUGUCUGGAAUUUCCAUGGACACACAGUUGUUAAGGUGGCAUGUGGAAAUGAGCAUGUUGUCGCAUUAGUCACUGCUGGGGAAGGUUACAAAGGGAGUAAUCUUGUUUGUUAUUCUUGGGGUGGCAACAGCCACGGGCAGUUAGGUUUGGGAGAUAGGGAGAGCAGACAGUAUCCUGAAGUUAUUGAGCCCUUUAAUUCAGUAUUCCCUUGGUCAGUGUAUGAGGUAUCAUGUGGCGCUUUCCACACAGCUUUACUAGCUCAGAGAAGUCCAAGUGACAUGUUAGAGAGUGUAUGCUGGACAUUUGGCCUGGGAGAUAAUGGGCAAUUAGGUCAAGGGACAACCCAAAGUCUUUUAUCUCCUGAACCAGUGAAAGAGUUACCGCGGAGUGCAUUUCUCAUUUCUGUUGACUGUGGUUUAUUUCACACCAGUGUUGUCUCAUCUGCUGGAGAUGUGUGGUCAUGGGGAAUGGAGAAAGGCCUUGGUCUAUGUCCUGAAGCAAGUUAUAGUGGAGGUGAUGCAGGUGAUGCAAUUUAUCCUCUGUUGAUUCCCUGUGUUGGGCGAUAUGGGCCGAAAUUUCCAGAACCUGUUCAAGUUGCCUGCGGUGCAGCCCAUACCAUUCUUCUGGCAGAUGCUGGCUAUAAGAUGUGGUCUUGGGGUAGAGGAUGGAGUGGUGUCCUUGGAAAUGGCAAGAUGAUCGAUUGCUACUCUCCAACUAUGGCACUGUGGCCACCUCUAGAUGCAGAUUUUAGAGGGCAGAGUUUAAAGGAUGGUGACGAUAUAAGUAGUAAAGAAAAGAAACCUGAAGAUGUGAUAGAAUUGGAGAAGAAACUGUCUAUGGCAGCGGAGGAUGUAAGGCUUCUUCAAUCUAAGCUGUCGCUAAUGGAAAGGUAUGCUAGCAUUCUUCAUGGUGCCAUCUUUGGAAAACCUUUUGAAGAGCAAGAUAUGCCAGCUUCUUUACGGAGUGGAGGUUCAUUUGACAUCGCGAAGGAGUGGGAAAACAUGUUGGAGGCCUCGGAUCGUGGAAAGCUUGCUCGAUUGGAGAUGUUUUAUCGUAGUAUGCUAGCCGGUAUCAAAGAUAAGCUGUUGAAAAAAAGGAUUCAGGAGAUCUUUUUGGAGUGUCAGAGUCCUCUGCCUUCAGAAUCUAGUCAAUGAAACAAGUAAUGCAGAAUGCUUGGGUUUCAAAUUUAAGUUUACCUCAUCUUGUAUCACGUAUUUAUUUGGUUGUGCAUAUCCAAAUUGUAAUACAAAAUGCUUUCAUAGAUAUUUUACUUAUCCAAAUAAUGAUAUGUAAAACAAAGAGUUGAAAAGUAGUUCUAAAUUAUAGAUGAACUUCUUGAUGAUUGUAAUAAGUUAACUUAAAGUGAUGUGGUUUUGUUGGUAUAAUUUCAAUGUCUUGGCUCUUUCA